AUGACUACCACCAGCUCAGCCGCCCAAGACGAAUUCAACGAACUCCUCCGCGACAAGCACAUUGACAACCGCCACCCCGAAGACCGUCUAGACGACAGCGAUCUCUCCUCGCCCGACAGUCCCGGCGCCGCCCACGACUACGACGAGACGGUCGACAGCGACGACCAAGUCGACAUGCCCUCGACCAUGCGUGCAAACUACUACAUGCCCGCCCUGCGCUCCGAGGCCAACACGGGCCCCAAGGGCGUCAUCGCCGACGCCCAGGCCUUUGAGCAGGCCAAGAAGCAGGCCCGCCGCUUCACCUGGAAGGCAAAGAACAGUGCGGCUGCUGGCCAGAACUUUGCCAAUCUGCCUGCUGGUGGGGGGUGGCAGGAUGAGAAGAGUAGUGACGAGGACAGUGACGAGGGCUUCAUGCGUGUCUGGCGGGAUCAGCGGCUCAGGGAGCUGCAGAGUGUGGGUGAGCGGAUUCGCAGUCGGACGAAUAGUCCUAGUCGAAGGAUUUGGGGCAGUAUGCCGGAGGUGGAUCCUUUGGGCUAUCUGGAUGCUGUGGAUAAGACGGCGCCGAAUGUUGUUGUCGUUGUCUUCAUCCGCCCACGGUUAACUGAAUGCCCACCGGAUGCUUUAAACAAGGAGAAAAUGGCUCCUAUUUAUGCCAAAGCUAACCAAGCAGAGGCGUGCAUGUACGAUGUAGCAAAACGAAAUGACACCGUUCGUUUCGUACUGAUGUACGGAGACGAUGCAGAGCAGGACGACGACCGCGUACUACCUGCCAUACUUGCAUACAAGGGCGGCGACAGAAUUGCAACACUUCUGCCAUUGCUGGAAGAGUUCCAAGACGAGGAUGAGAUCAGCGCCAUCAGCCUGGAGACAAUCAUGAGACAAUUACCAGAAAUCGCAUCCUUUGAUUUUGUGCCUCACUUGUUUACCGCCCGACAUGCACAUGUAUUCCUUUUCAUGUUUCUCUUUGCAACCCUCACCGCAAUCCCUUGA
This is a messenger RNA of Plenodomus lingam JN3, 990 nucleotides long. The record is from RefSeq and is a predicted model, not a curated record. Lineage: Eukaryota; Fungi; Ascomycota; Dothideomycetes; Pleosporales; Leptosphaeriaceae.